AUGCCGUCGUAUCUACUCCCCACUUCAAACGGAGUCGAUUGGUCUAAUGAACAGCCUCCAAGCUAUGAUGUGCCAAAUUCUAGACAAAUUUUGCGUAUCUGUGUCAACUUGAAGUACCUGAUUGAUAAAGUGGUGCCCAUACUCUACGACGAUAAACUUAUCAUGUGUGAUCAUUCGCGAAUCUUGAACAUGAACGUUCUCAACUUAGCCAGAGAAGCUUGUGGCGGCAAUAAAGACGAUACCAAGUCUCUCCACAAGUAUCAAUCGGUGGUGGUUUUCUCACUUUUGAAAGUUUGCAGUUGGAACUGGGAACUAGCCGCAGCAGAAUUGCACAAUGCAGAACUCUAUUCUUUGAGAGCUUCAGCCGCACAACAGUUGUGCAAGCUGAUCAUCGAACAAGAAGAGACGCGUGACGCCCAGUUUCUGUUUAUCCAAAUGCUUUGUCGUCGGUAUGUGAUCAACGAAAAUGACGAGGAUUCCGUGGCCCAAAAUGCCCUAGAGCUUGCGAUGGAUAUGCACUGCACCACCGUCAUCGGCUCCAGUGGCUACCAGAGGUGUCUAAAGUGGCUUUGGCGAGGUUGGAUUAUCCAAAACAGAUACGAUAACAAGUCCUACGUUGUUUGCGACUCGGUCUCUUCUCCAAAAUUCAUGAAGCACUUUCAUCCUGACCGUUUGAAAACUCCGAUGUACCAAAAUUUUAUCAACAUCAUAUUUUCCUUCGUGUUUCUUGUGCUCUACACAAUCGUGGUCAAUGGAAAGGACUCUCAAGCGGUGCAGAAGAUAGACUUUUUAGAAGGUGUGUUUUACUUCUUUACGCUGGGAAGCGUUUUCGAUGAAAUCUCCAAGUGCUACCAUGUUGGCUGGUCAUAUAUUGGGUUCUGGAACUCUUUCAAUGACACCAUGUACUUUAUCAUUUCAUCUUCGAUGAUUUUGAGAGUGAUCAGUGUUAGCCCCAUACAAACGCACUACCCAGCAGAGUACUGGGAUAAGAUAUCUUAUCGGAUUCUUUCUUGUGCGGCGCCGAUGGUUUGGACUCGACUCCUGCUCUACUUGGAGUCAAGGCGUUUUGUUGGGGCCCUUCUCGUUGUACUCAAACACAUGAUGCAAGAAUCGAUCGUCUUCUUUUUCUUACUUCUUCUGAUCGUCCUUGGGUUUUUGCAGGGCUUCAUCGGGCUGGAUUCUUCCGACGGUAAUCGUGAGAUUACUUGGCCUACUGUUUCCAACCUACUGCGAACGGUAUUAGGCGCUGGUAGCUUUGACAUGUUUGACGACUUUGCCCCACCCUUCGCAUCGAUUCUUUACUACUCCUACUCUUUUGUCGUUUCCGUCAUCCUACUAAACAUCCUCAUUGCUUUGUACAGUACCGCAUAUCAAAAAGUCAUCGACAAUUCCGUUGACGAAUACAUGGCUUUGAUGGCUCAAAAAACCUUGCGUUAUAUCAGAGCCCCAGACGAGGAAGUUUACGUUCCGCCCUUGAAUUUAGUGGAAGGCGCUCUUACUCCCUUUUUGCAAUUGCUACCUCGUAAAACGGCUAAAAUGGUUAGCACAACUGUGCUGACGGUCCUGUACUUUCCCAUGUUGGUGGUCGUUGCCGUUAAAGAGGUAAGGGAAGCAAAGCGGGUGGUUUACAACAGAAUGAAAAAGCUAGAAGAUGAUGCCAAUGAAUCAGAUGUGGCUUGGGACCUCACCGACGGAUAUGUUGAUGAUGCAGACGGCUGGAUCCCACGCGGGAACACAUCUGGUAUUGCGGCUACUCAAAAGAAGAACAAAAGAACGCUGAAACUGCAAAAAGAAGCCGAACGUGCUGAUCCAGAUUUCAGAGUCAAGCCCGAAUGGUUCAAGAGUGUCAAAUGCAGUGUCCAGCCCGUUGAUAGUGGGUUCAGAUCGGGAAUUGGCUGGGAAUCUUACGACUUAUACCGCGAAAUUACCAAACAGCGGGAGGUUUCGGACAAACAAACGGAAAUGAUCGAGACUUUGACCAAAAUGGUCAAAGAUCUGUCCAUUCGCUUAGAUUUUCAAGAGAAAUAA
Molecule: messenger RNA, 2028 nt
Organism: Lachancea sp. 'fantastica'
Lineage: Eukaryota; Fungi; Ascomycota; Saccharomycetes; Saccharomycetales; Saccharomycetaceae
Source: the annotation of a GenBank genome assembly